This is a messenger RNA of Acomys russatus (golden spiny mouse), 5082 nucleotides long. RefSeq names its product alpha kinase 3 (gene Alpk3). Bases 28 to 5079 code for a protein of 1683 amino acids. NCBI's taxonomy places the organism in Eukaryota, Metazoa, Chordata, Mammalia, Rodentia, Muridae. The record is from RefSeq and is a predicted model, not a curated record. The transcript has 14 exons. Gene Ontology annotation, biological process: protein phosphorylation; cardiac muscle cell development. Gene Ontology annotation, cellular component: nucleus. Gene Ontology annotation, molecular function: protein serine/threonine kinase activity; ATP binding.
GGGGCUGGAGGCAGGGGCAGCAGUGCCAUGGGGUCGCGGAGGGCCGUGGGCCGGGGCUGGGGCCUGGGUGGACGGGCAGGGGGCGGUGGCGAUGGCGAGGACGACGGGCCGGUGUGGACGCCUGGCCCAGCCAGUCGCAGCUACCUGCUUAGCGUGCGGCCGGAGACUAGCUUAUCCAGCAACCGGUUGUCUCACCCCAGCUCUGGAAGGAGCACCUUCUGCUCCAUCAUCGCUCAGCUCACAGAGGAGACCCAGCCACUGUUUGAGACCACACUCAAGUCCCGAGCUGUGUCCGAAGACAGUGAUGUCAGGUUCACCUGCAUUGUCACAGGAUACCCAGAGCCGGAGGUGACCUGGUACAAGGAUGACACAGAACUGGACCGUUACUGUGGCUUGCCAAAAUACGAGAUCACCCAUCAAGGCAACCGCCACACCCUGCAGCUGUACAGGUGUCGGGAAGAAGAUGCUGCCAUCUACCAGGCCUCUGCCCGGAACACCAAGGGCAUCGUGUCCUGCUCAGGGGUCCUAGAGGUGGGCACUAUGACCGAGUACAAGAUUCACCAGCGCUGGUUCGCCAAGUUGAAGCGCAAGGCCGCAGCCAAGAUGCGGGAGAUUGAGCAGAGCUGGAGACACGGGAAGGAGGCAGCAUCUGAGGACACACUUCGCAAGAUCAGCCCUGACCGCUUCCAGAGAAAGCGCCGGCUGAGUGGAGCCGAAGAGGCAGUCCCCUCAGCCCCAGUGGAGGAAAUGGAGGAAAGGUCCUUGGCAGCGGCAGCCUGGCAGGAAGGAGAGACUGAGUCUACCCAGCACCCAGCUUUGGGGUUGAUCAAUAGUUUUGCUCCUGGAGAGGCACCCACCAAUGGAGAGCCUGCCCCAGAAAAUGGGGAAGAUGGAGAGCACGGCCUGCUGACAUACAUUUGUGAGGUCAUGGAGCGGGGGCCUCAGAACAACCUUCCAAAGGAGUCUGGGGCUAAGAAGAAAAGGAAAGACGAGGAAUCCAAACCAGGAGAGCAGAUGCCAGAGUUAGAAAAGACAGAUGGAAGCCAGAGCUCCUCAGAAAAUGGUGUCCCUGCUGCAGGCAAACCCGAUUCCACUAGAAGAGAGAAGAAGCCCAUGGAUACGCAGCCAGCUCAGACCCAGCCCAGAGGCAGGAUAGCUCGAGGGCCUGGGCCUUCUGGGAUAGAAAGCACCAGGAAGAAAGCCUCUGUCAUGGGCAUUCAAGACAAGGUCCAAGAUGCCCCAGCCCCGACCGCAGCCCUUGUCCCAGCCUCGGCCCCAGCCCCGGCCCCAGCCCCCACCCCUGUUCCCAGCCUCAGCUCAGAGCAGGUAUAUUUCUCCCUGAAGGACAUGUAUUUGGAGAGCACCCGGGCAGCCAAGCCCCAGGGACAGGAAAUGCCUCCGCCCCGAAAUACCAGGGUACCUGGAGAAAGUCCCUCAGGGAAGGUACCUGUCGAGGCUAGGGGUCAGAAGGUACCUAUGGUCCCCGGCCAACCCCCACCUUCCAUGGUCCCCCCACCCAUUAAGCCUUUGAACAGGAAGAGAUUUGCUCCUCCUAAACCCAAAGUGGAGCCCACUGCCACCUCUUCCUCAAGUCAGGCUCCAGAAUCAGUGGCCCAGACCUUAGGGAGGGCCCUACCUCCAGCCUCUGCCCAGGUCCCAACACCCCCUGCCAGACGGAGACACAGCACCCGAGAUAGCCCCUUGCAAGGACAAACGAGCCACAGGACUCCCGGAGAGGCUCCGGAGUCCCAAACCACCAUGGCUCCAGCCAUGUUGGCCAGCAGCAGCUCCGAUACCCUCUCUGUUGAUCACAGCCCCUCUGGAAGUCAAGGUGCCACGGAGCCCAUGGAAACAGAAACCCAGGAGGAUGGGAGGGCACCUGCUGAUGGGAGGACUGGAGGCAGGAAGAAAACACAAAUAGAUGGACAGCUGCGAGUGGAUGGAAGGACUGAGAGAGGCGAAACAGAAGCUUCCCAGAGGACACAGAUAGACAAGAAGGCGCAGGUGGACGCUGUGACACAAGGAAGUGAGAGGCCACAGUCAGACAGGAGUUCACAGAAGGCUUUGGUGACGGAGAGAAGGGUGGAUACACAGGUAGGACAGACGCAGGUAGAGGAGAGGUUGCAGCAAGGCUUGAGAGACGCAAGGAUACAGAAAGAAGAGGAGACACAGUCAGUGGGCAGCAUUCCCACAGCUUUCAAAACCCAAUCAGAGCAGCCAUCUGUGGUCAGCCUCAGCUCACUGCCAGGCGCCCUCAAACUCUCACCGUCAGAAUGCCCGGGGCCUCUUCCAGUCAUGGAAUGUUCUGAGAAGAGCCCAGAAGCAUCCCGUGUCCAAGAAGAACCUGGUUUCAUGGUUAGGUCUGAGGAGCCAUCAGUAACAGCCUUCAGAAGCCAUGAGGACACUCUACAAAGUCCCCAGUCAGGGAACCGUAUGUGCCCGGUGCAGCUGCCUCUUGAGGGGAACUCAGAGCAGUUGGGAGGAGAAACACAUCAAAGGCCAGAGUGGUCAGGUCUGGUCAAGGCCAAGCAAGAGGACAAUGUUUUUCAGAAGAAAGAGCAGCCUGGGGAAACACUGCAUGAGGAUGUGCCCGGUGGGCAGUCAACUGGCUUGAGUCAGGGCGUGCCCACCAUGCCGCCGUCUUUCCCUGAAACUGGCCUGCCCGAGGGGUUGCCCAGCGCCACAGCUUCUCAACACAUUAACACAGAAGACUCCCUCCCCUCCAGGGGCCAGGACUUGCUGAGUUCUGCUGCCGCUCUGCAACUGGGGCCAGGGUCCCCCACCCAGAGUGCCCCACCAGAAGCCAUGGCUACCAGCAGUGAGGGAGCCUGUGCUAAGGAGCCACGUGUGGAGGGGAGGUCCUCAGGUACCCGUAGCUGUGACCCUGGCCUUAUAGAUUCCCUGAAGAACUACUUGCUUCUGUUGCUGAAGCUAUCCAGCCCAGAGACAAAUGAAGCCAGGGCAGAGUCCCAGGAAGUGGCUGCUACUGGUGGCUUAGCUUCCUCCCCUACUCUGGUCCCCACCAUGGAAGUGGCUGGGCUGAGUCCCAGGACAUCGAGGCGUAUCCUGGACCGUGUGGAGAACAACCACUUGGUGCAGAGUGCGCAGACCCUGUUGCUGAGCCCCUGCACCUCCCGCCGCCUUACUGGCCUCCUGGACCGCGAGGUGCAGGCUGGCCAGCAGGCCCUGGCUGCUGCCCAGUGUUCCCGGGCCCUGGGACCCAGCCCCCUCACCAUCCCUGCCAUCGUGGUGGGUGAGGAAGGAUCUGGUGCCAGCGAGGGAGAGGAUUCCGGGGAGAGGACCUCUCAGGGAAGUGACAAGAGUGGAUUACUAGGGGAGGUGGAAGGGCAAACAGUGGAGAGCAGAAGCCAGGAGCAAGGCCAAGAAGAAGCAAGCCCGGGGGAGGCUUUGACGGGUCUGCCUGCAGCUACACCUGAGGAACUGGCUCUAGGGGCCCGGAGGAAGAGGUUCCUCCCUAAGGUUAGAGCAGCAUCAGAGGGAGACACCAACAAGACUGAAGAAAGGGAGAGCCCCACAGUUUCCCCACGGGGACCCAGAAAGGGCCUGGCACCCGGGUCCCCAGGGACUCCAGGGCGAGAGAGACGUUCGCCUACCCAGGCUCGAAAGAUCAGCAUGCUAGAGGUGCCUGGGACAGAUGAAGAGCUUGUCACAGGAGACCUGGCCUCCAGACCCAAAGCCAGUGCCCUGGAGCCAGAGCCUGCCCUGGAUGAAGGCAAACAGGAUGCUCUGGCCAAGCCAAGGAAAGCCAAGGACCUGCUGAAAGCCCCACAGGUUAUCCGGAAAAUUCGGGUGGAGCAGUUUCCAGAUUCUUCUGGUAGUCUGAAGCUUUGGUGCCAGUUUUUCAACAUUGUUAGUGACUCAGUCUUGACCUGGGUGAAGGAUCAGCAGCCAGUGGGCGAGGUGAGCAGGAGUGCAGGGGACGAGGGGCCGGCAGCCCUGGCCAUCGUACAGGCAUCUCCUGUGGACUGUGGUGUGUAUCGCUGUACCAUCCAAAAUGAGUAUGGCUCAGCCUCCACUGACUUCUGCCUCAGCCCUGAGGUGUUGUCUGGCUUCAUCUCCAGAGAGGAAGGCGAAGUUGGAGAAGAAAUUGAGAUGACCCCCAUGGUGUUUGCUAAGGGUCUGGCUGACUCUGGCUGCUGGGGGGACAAGCUUUUUGGGCGAUUGGUGAGCGAGGAACCGCAAAGGGGUGGACACGGCCUUCAGAAGGCUUCCCAGGCCAAGGUCAUCUACGGGCUAGAACCCAUCUUCGAAUCCGGCCGUACAUGUGUCAUCAAGGUGUCCAGCCUGCUCGUGUUUGGACCCAGCAGUGAGACUUCUCUCCUGGGCAGAAACUAUGAUGUCACUAUCCAGGGGUGCAAGAUCCAGAACAUGAGUCGGGAGUACUGCAAAAUCUUUGCAGCUGAGGCCCGUGCAACCUCUGGCUUCGGGGAGGUGCCUGAGAUCAUCCCACUUUAUUUGAUCUACCGGCCUGCGAACACUAUACCAUACGCUACCUUGGAAGAAGAUCUGGGCAAGCCGCUGCAGCCGUAUUGUUCCAGGCAAUGGGGCUGUGCUGGGGCCCCAGCAGCAUCCAGCAGCUCGGAGGCCAUGCAGAAAUGCCAGACCUUCCAGCACUGGCUGUAUCAGUGGACGAAUGGCAGCUUUCUGGUCACAGACUUAGCAGGGGCUGACUGGAAGACGACUGAUGUCCAGAUUGCUACCAAACUUCGAGGAUACCAAGGCCUCAAGGAGAGCUGUUUCCCCACCCUGCUGGACCAGUUUGCCUCUUUCCACCAGUGCAACACCUACUGUGAGAUGCUGGAGCUGAAACCCCUCAAGGGCCCUGAGGCUGCCCACCCUCAAGCCAAGGCCAAAGGCUCCAAGAGUCCAUCCGCAGGCAGGAAAGGGUCCCAGCUGAGUCCUCAGCCCCAGAAGAAAGGCCUUCCUAGUCCCCAGGGCACGCGGAAGUGCACUCCAAGCUCCAAGGCCACGCCUCAGGCCUCUCAGGCAGUCACUGUUCAGUCAUUGGGGGAGCCUCCUGCCCAAGAGGGGAGCUCUAAGGCCCAAGGCAUGCGGUAGCCC